Molecule: messenger RNA, 1074 nt
Organism: Phragmites australis (common reed)
Lineage: Eukaryota; Viridiplantae; Streptophyta; Magnoliopsida; Poales; Poaceae
Product: glutathione S-transferase T3-like
Exons: 3
Coding region: 1-1074 (357 amino acids)
Source: RefSeq, a predicted model, not a curated record
AUGGGGACUGACGUCGACAUAGAACCAGUUGCACCGCCAGUCGUCCCAAUUGCUCCGCAGCACUUGAGGAAUGUGCAGGUUACAACAAUGGAUGGUUUUUUGGAAUUGAUGAGUGAGCAAAAUAUUGAAGACAAUAGACCAUAUUGGGAUGAUAGUCAAUUUGUAAGCCCGCCUGAGGAGCAACAACUGUCACAUGUAGAAGCUGGUGCAUCCCAAAAAGCAAAAAAGGCCAGAUCAAAAAAUUUCAGUGUAAAAGAAGAUAACAUAUUGGUGUCGACAUGGCUAGAAGUUAGUUUGGAUGCUAUACAAGGGAAUGAACAAUCCCAUGCUACGUAUUGGCAAAGAAUUAUUGAUUAUUUUCACGAGCACAAGGACUUUGCAUCUGAUCGUAAUUCCAAUUCUCUCCAGCACCGUUGGUCUGUCAUACUAGAAGGUGUUAACCGGUUUUAUGGAUGUUAUGUCCAGAUUCAAAACAAGAGGCAAAGCGGGGUGACAGAACAAGAUAAGGUAAUGCAUGCAUGUGAAUUGUAUAAGUCAAAAGAUCCGAAUGGCAGAUCGUUCGGAUUGUUGCAUUGUUGGAAUAUCUUGCAACACGAGCAAAAGUGGAAGGAUACGUGUAUCCAGAAAAAACAGAAAACAUCCACCACUGGAAGUCCGUCGUCCACUCCUGAGACCAACGAGAGUCAUCUAGGGGAUGAUGGGGAGGAUCAUACUUCAGAGCCCGUGGUUAGGCCAGGAGGUAGGAAGGCGGAGAAAGAGCGACAGCGGCGAGGUAAAAAUCUUGUCUCUCCUGGAGAUAAUCUUUACAUGGAAGCAUUGGAAAAUAUGUGGGCUAAGAAGAAAGAGGCAGAAGCCUUGAAAGAGGUUGCAAAAAAAGAGCGCUAUGAUGAAAGACUUGCACUUGAGAAGAAAAGGAUUGAACUGAAGGAACAAGAUAUUGAGUUAAGGAGAAGGAUUGAAGAUGAUAAGGUGAUGAAUAUGGAUCUUACUGGUAUGAGUGAGCGACAACGACAAUACUAUACGAGCUUGCAGGAUGAGAUCAUCGCUCGGCGGUUUGGCAUAGGCUCAGGUUGA